Messenger RNA from Pogona vitticeps (central bearded dragon), 949 nucleotides. It is a transcript of the gene NME4, whose product is annotated as NME/NM23 nucleoside diphosphate kinase 4. Gene Ontology annotation, molecular function: nucleoside diphosphate kinase activity. The record is from RefSeq and is a predicted model, not a curated record. Gene Ontology annotation, biological process: GTP biosynthetic process; CTP biosynthetic process; UTP biosynthetic process. NCBI's taxonomy places the organism in Eukaryota, Metazoa, Chordata, Lepidosauria, Squamata, Agamidae.
CCUCCCGGAGCGCCGUCAUGGUCCUCCUGCCCCGAUCGGUGGCCCGGAGCCUCCUGGGCUACCGGGAAAGCCUCAAGCCGCUGGCGGCCGCGCCCUCCGAGCGCCUUCCCGGGGGGCAGCGGCUGAACUGCACCGGCCUAUCGGCGUUGCAGGAGCGCACGCUGAUCGCCCUGAAACCAGACGGGGUCCAGAGGAGACUCCUGGGCGACGUGAUCAAACGUUUCGAGAGACGUGGCUUCAAGCUUGUGGGACUCAAAUUACUCCAGGCCAAUGAAGGGAUUCUGUCAGAACACUACCACGAGCUACGCAGGAAACCAUUCUAUCAUGAGCUAAUACAGUACAUGACCUCUGGACCUGUGGUGGCCAUGGUUUGGGAAGGGCACAACGUGGUCAAGUCAUCCCGGGCCAUGGUAGGAGAGACGAACCCUGCAGAAGCCAAGCCUGGGACCGUCCGAGGAGACUUCAGUGUCCACGUCAGCAGGAACGUCGUCCACGCCAGCGAUUCUGUGGAGACAGCCCAGCGGGAGAUCAGCCUUUGGUUCCGAAGUGACGAGCUGGUCGACUGGAACUGUUGCGAUCACAAAAUCAUGUACGAACUCUGACGACAACCACCUGGCCUUGACCACGCUCCCCAGAGCGGGACCUGCUCCCUCAGCUGACGCGUGACUUUUCCAGAACGCGCCACUUUCUGGCCCUCUGGGUUACUGCCUUCCAAUCCAGAAGAAGGAACAGGAGUGGGUGGGUGGGUAUCCUCUCCAGCCACGUUGGCCUCCCUCAGGGGAGCAGGCCACAUACCGUGCCCCCCCUGUUUUGCUCAGUCCAUCUGACUAGCUUCCAAGUUCCUCAGAUUCCACACAGAGCCACGGUUUAGAAAUGCGGACGAGCGGGAUGGGAACAGCAUGGAGUACAGGCCAUAAUAGAAAUCACAUUAAAAACCAAUUUGUACCCA